AUGGCUGACCUCCAAGGCUACAUCCUCCUCUUCCUCGUGUGGGUAGGCUCUUUCACCCUAGUCCGAGCCAUGCUAAACCGAUACCGAGCCUCCUCUUGUCUCCCUCCAAGCCCCUGGUCCAUACCGAUCCUAGGCCACCUCCACCUCCUGGCUCCAAUCCCCCACCAAGCCCUCCACAAGCUCGCCAACCGCUUUGGACCCCUGAUCCACAUCUGGCUUGGCUCCGUCCCCUGCAUCGUCGUCUCCUCCGCUGAGAUGGCCAAGGAGUUCCUCAAGACCCAUGAGGCCCGCUUCUCCAACAGGCCUUAUAGUGCCGCGGUUGACUACCUCACUUACGGGUCACAGGACUUUUCAUUCGCACCGUACGGGCCGUACUGGAAGUUCAUGAAGAAGCUGUGCAUGUCGGAGCUCCUGGGCGGUCGGACGCUGGACCUCCUCCUCCCAGUCCGUCGUGAAGAGAUCAACCGAUUCAUUGCGUCAAUGUUAAAGAAGGCCGAGGUAGGGGAAGAAGUGGAUGUGGGAGCAGAGCUCGUCAAGGUGACCAACAAUGUAAUUUCAAGGAUGACCAUGAACACGCGGUACUCAGACAACGACAAGGAGGCUGGCGAGGUGAGGAAGGUGGUUCAGGAGGUGGCUGAGCUCACUGGGAAGUUCAAUCUGUCGGACUUCAUCUGGUUCUGCAAGAACUUGGAUUUGCAGGGGUUUGGGAAGAGGCUCAAGAAAGUGAGGGACAGGUUUGAUGCGAUGACAGAGAGGAUCAUCGAAGAGCAUGAAGAGGCCAGGAAGAUCAGGACAGAGAGAGGGGGGAGUGAAACGGCCAGAGAUUUGCUUGACAUUUUGCUUGAUAUAUCAGAGGACGAGAGCUCAGAGAUGAGGUUGACCAGGGGGAACAUCAAGGCGUUCAUCCUGGACAUAUUUGCGGCGGGGACUGACACGUCAGCGAUCACCACGGAAUGGGCCCUGGCGGAGCUAAUCAACCACCCCGAGGUGCUUGAGAAAGCAAGGCAAGAGAUUCACAGUGUGGUCGGGAAUGCCCGGCUGGUCCAGGAAUCGGACUUACCCGAUCUCCCCUACUUGCAAGCAAUAGCGAAAGAGACGCUGAGGCUCCACCCCACAGGGCCAAUCAUCGUGCGCGAAUCGUCCGAGGCCUGCACCGUUGCAGGCUACGAGAUCCCUGCGAAGACCCGGCUCUUCGUUAAUGUGUAUGCAAUCGGGAGGGAUCCUAAACACUGGGAGGACCCCCUCGAGUUCAGGCCGGAGAGGUUCCUGAGAGAAAACAAGGCACAUAUGGACGUGAGGGGUCAGCAUUUUCAACUGUUGCCCUUUGGGAGUGGGCGGAGAGGGUGUCCUGGAACCUCGCUGGCGCUUCAGGUGGUGCAGACGAGUUUGGCUUGUAUGGUUCAGUGUUUCGAGUGGCGAGUGACCGGCAAGGUGGACAUGGAGGAGGGGCCCGGGCUUACUCUUCCUAGGGCUCAUCCCCUGGUUUGUGUCCCCGUGGCUAGGCUCGAUCCGUUCCCUUCGUUCUGA
Messenger RNA from Eucalyptus grandis, 1527 nucleotides. RefSeq names its product cytochrome P450 93A3-like. The transcript is spliced from 2 exons. Gene Ontology annotation, cellular component: membrane. NCBI's taxonomy places the organism in Eukaryota, Viridiplantae, Streptophyta, Magnoliopsida, Myrtales, Myrtaceae. The record is from RefSeq and is a predicted model, not a curated record. Bases 1 to 1527 code for a protein of 508 amino acids. Gene Ontology annotation, molecular function: oxidoreductase activity, acting on paired donors, with incorporation or reduction of molecular oxygen, NAD(P)H as one donor, and incorporation of one atom of oxygen; heme binding; iron ion binding.